AUGGACGGAAAUUCAAAUUAUCGACCGAAACCUCAGCCUCGGGGGUCAUACAGACGAAGCCGCAUCAAGGACAGGGGGAGUAAGUCAUACAGUUCUUCAGAGGAAGAAGAGUUCCAUUCUGACGAUAAUCUUAGACCAUAUGAAGAGGUCAAGGUCGCACAUCAUGACAAGAAGUUAAAUGGUUUAGGUUUGACACCCAAUGAGCAUGACUUAACAGAUGAAUACCAUGGAAACUCCCACCUAAGUAAUGGUCAUCUUGGUAACGACAAGUCACGCUUGUAUAGUUACAUGAGUGGGUCAGACGGUGAUUUUGAUGACAUGGAUCGGCCGUUACGUCAUGCAUCGUUAAACGUUCAUCACCAGGGGUCUCAGUGUUCGAUCUCAUCCAAUGAGGUGGACAACAAGAACACACGAAGAACGGAAGCUGUGUCGCAGUUGUCUCUAUCGGACGAUUCCGACCAGGAAAACAUCAACCAUUCAAACUUACAUCAUCAGCUCGCAGCAACAGCACCCAUGUUGCCUCCAUGUCUACCCAACCCCCCUCCACCCCCACCUAUAGAAGACAUUCCACAGAGGACACCAGUGUGUGUGGCUCGCCAGAGGUCAUUCGGUCCAUCACACAGGGGAAACUACUCUGAUGCUGAAACGUGUUUGUGUAGUAGACAUUAUGCAGAGUCGCAUAUAGCGGCCUUGCAACACAGGGGACAUUACUCUGACCCGGACAACCCCACACGGGUACGGCAGUGUGCAUAUUCAGAAGGAGAAAGUGAUUUUGAGCCACAUUACUUAGAACAAACUGCAUCAGGGAAUGUAUUUAUACCAGAUGGCCAUCCCAGAUUCCCUAGAACAGUGCCAAGGUCGGGGUCAGUGCCAAUGUCAAGGUCAGGCGAGAUGGUAGAUCCACAGACAGUGUGGGUACCACCAGGUUCAAAUACAGUUCCGGCCCACUUUUCUAAUGGAGAUAAUCAAAAUAUGAACCAUUUAGACAAUAGACACGCAUUUACGCAUUCACACUUCGGCUGCCAACAGGGGGCACCCCCACCAGGAGUGGUAUACCCCCAACACAUGUCCCAAGAUUAUUACUCUAAGUUCAGCAACACUAGUCAUCGGAUGAAGGAGAAGUUGGAGAAACGGUGCUCCUGGAAAUGGACAGCGGUCAUUCUCAUGGUCAUCUGUGUUAUUCUGCUAGCUUGUGCAGCAUGUUUUGGAGCCAUGCUAUUAUUUGAAGAAAAAGAAAUGGUAGCUACAGAAAAUGGUCAUAGUGCCUUGAAUUCUAGUACAAGAGUAAAUCCAAGUUUCCAAAAUCCUUUAUUAUUCCAAGUUGGAGAUGUGAAACAAACCAAAAUACAACCACAGUCUUUUUGGACAAUGAAGUUUAUGCAGAAAGAACCAAAAUUUAUCAAGUUUAAUUUCUCAAUACCUGGCAGUGCAAUGCUUGGUUUUUAUGCCAGACGACAUACCCCACCAACAAUAGCACAAUUUGACUUCUUUGAAGUCUUCGAUGGAAGUAAAAUCACACCAUCCUCCAGAAACAAAAGAGCUCUAUCAAAGGACAAACGAAGCUACAAUGGUAAAGACACAGCACUGAUUCAUUAUAUGGAGGAAGGCAAUUGGUAUGUUGCAGUGUUCAAUGACCGCAAUGAGCCGGAAUACAUCUCCUUCAAAACAGACGUGUAUGAUACGCUUGGCACUGACUGCCCUAAUGACUGUCAUGGACAUGGGGAAUGUUUCAAAGGACAAUGUCGCUGUUUCCCUGGAUAUGCAGGAUGGGACUGCUCACAAACCAAGUGUCCUGUCCUUUGUAAUGGUAAUGGUCUGUACAUACGUGGAACCUGUCGCUGUCAUGAGGGAUGGAAGGGGCCAGAAUGUGAAAUUCCCAUCCAUGAAUGCGAAGUCCCAAACUGCAAUGGAAAUGGAAAAUGUGUCAAUGGACAGUGCGUGUGUUUGCCUGGGUAUAAGGGGCCUCACUGUGGUCUAGUUGACUGUCUUGUCCCUAACUGCUCUGGUUAUGGGGUCUGCCAUCUUGGGAACUGUGUUUGCCACAAAGGGUAUAAGGGUUCAGACUGUAGCCUUCCUGAUAAACUAAACAUCAGCCAAGUCUGUGCCCGUGACUGUUCGGGUCACGGCACAUAUGACCUUGAGUCUGACACAUGCCUUUGUGAAAGGUUCUUCGCAGGGCCGGAUUGUGAGACAGAAAUAUGUCGCCUGGAGUGUUACCAUGGACACUGUAUGAACCAGAAAUGUCUAUGCGACGAGGGUUGGGGCGGAGCCCUCUGCGACCAGCUUAGUUGUGAUGCUCGCUGUGACGGACUGCGCGGUAUCUGUGACAAUGGAACAUGCAUCUGUCGGAAAGGAUGGAACGGAGAUCACUGCACACUAGAUGGCUGCCCUAACUCCUGCAGUAACCAUGGCGACUGUCGCCUUUUCUCCCAUGGCUGGAUGUGUAGCUGUCAUCAUGGAUGGAAAGGAGAGGCCUGUGCUAUCACCAUGGAGAUGGUUUGUCAGGAUGGUGAUGACAAUGACAGAGAUGGCCUGUCUGACUGCUUGGAUCCAGAUUGUUGUUUAGACUCUGCAUGUGAGGAUAGUAACUACUGCCAAAUGGCACCCGAUCCUCUAGAUAUCCUCCUCCGCAAACAGCCUCCUAGUUCUACUGCCUCCUUUUAUGAAAAAAUGAGGUUCCUCAUUGAAGAAAACAGUGUCCAGAUCGACACAUCCAGGAAUGGUCUUAGUGAAAGCCAAGUUUCCUUGAUUCGUGGCCGAGUGAUGACUAAAGACUGGACACCUCUCAUUGGUGUACGAGUUCAUGUGGCACGGCAACCUCUCUAUGGGUACACUCUGACACGCAGACGUGGACAAUUUGAUAUCCUAGUGAAUGGUGGUGGGUCAGUGACCUUGGAGUUCACCCGUCAACCAUUCCAGUCCCACAGUACAAGUGUCCUGGUGCCCUGGAACCAGAUCCUCACACUGAACACCGUCAUCAUGGUCCAGCAGAUGGAAACGAAUGUUCCACCGGAGCCGGUAGUCUGCGGUGUCAUGCACGAUUACUACAACCUCCAGCCUGUCGUUUUGUCCACCUGGCAACAUACACAGCUCGGGGCCUGCCCAGAGAAAAGUACCAUCAUUCCGGAAUCACAGGUGGUGCAAGAGAGCCUGGUUAUACCAUCAACCAAUGUGCACUUAGUGUACCACAGCAGCGACACCCCUGGAUAUAUGUCUGUCAUACUCAUCCAGAUGACACCCAGUGUGAUUCCCCCCAAUUUAGCCCUUGUCCACCUCAAGGUAUCUGUUCAGGGAAUCGACAUGGAAAAGACAUUCGAGGCUGACCCUGGACUGAAGUAUACUUUUUCUUGGGACAGGAAGAAUGCUUUCCGACAGGACGUCUAUGGAAUUGUUCCAGCCAGAGUUCAAGUAGGAUAUCAGUACAGUGGCUGUAGUUUUGUGUACUGGGAGGUUCGCAGUACAACAAUGAGUGGAUACGACCUGGCUUCAUCACAGAUCGGCGGUUGGAACAUUGAUAUCCAUCACACCUACAACUUCCAGGAAGGAAUUCUUCAUAAAGGAGAUGGUACAAAUAUCUACCUCAAAGAAAAGCCCAAGAAAUUGGUCAACAUCCUUGGUAAUGGUCACCGGCGUAAACUUGAAUGUGAUUCUUGUAACGGACGCGCCCGUGACAACCGCCUGCUAGCCCCUGUAUCCUUAGCCAGUGGACGGGAUGGAAGUCUGUAUGUAUGGGACCUUAACUACAUCAGGAAGGUCAGCCCGAGUCGAUAUGACAUCGCCAGUAUCCUCAAAACCAGUACCAUCUCAACAUCAUACAAGCCAUACAUGACGGUCAGCCCAGUGGAUGGUCAUUUGUAUGUGUCUGACUACAUGAAUCACCGGGUUAUCAAAGUGGCUACCAUGGGACCUGUUCGUAUCCUCGACAGUAACUAUGUGAUCAUUGCUGGCAAUGGAGAGGAAUGUAUCCCUGGGGCAAUAGACAGGUGUGGAGAUGGCAAACGUGCAAUCAAUGCCAGACUUAUACAUCCUAAAGGUAUUGCCAUUAGUAAGGAAGGAGUGAUAUACAUCGCUGACAACCUCAACAUCCGCAUGGUCACUCCUGAUAAAACCAUUCAUACUCUGAUAGGCUCACAGGGACAGCCACGAACCUGGGAACCAAUGUCGUGUGAACACAGUCAGCCUGCAGAAGAGAUCCGACUUCAAUGGCCAACAGACCUGGCAAUCGACCCUCUGGAUGAUUCCCUUCACAUUCUGGACAAGAACGUUAUCCUCAAACUGACAAAAGAUGGAAGUUUGAUUACUGUUGCUGGACGUCCACUGAACUGUCCGUUCAGAAAAUCAAGCUUUUUGCCAUCUGGUGUGCUGACGGAUCAGGAACAAGCAUCAAACAUUGCAUCAGACAUAAAGCUUGUUGAUCCUCAGAGCAUCGCCUUCGGACCACAGGGAGAAAUGUAUAUCGUAGAGAGUGACCGACACAGUAUCAAUCGAGUGCGAGUGGUCACUAGCGAUGGCCGUAUACAUCACUUUGCUGGGACAAAAUCUAAAUGUGACUGUCAGACCAUCACUUGCAAGUGUUACGACUCCAAGGAGACGCUUGCAGCUCAGGCGUUGUUCAAUGAGCUGACUUCUAUUACUGUUACCCCUGAUGGAGUUGUACACAUCGCAGAUGCUGGAAAUCUGCGUGUGUUCUCAGUACUUUCAGAACUUCCUGAAGCAGAUCAGAACACCAGACAGUAUGAAGUUGUCUCACCAGAAACACAUGAGGUCUACAUUUUCAACAGCUAUGGUCAGCAUCGUCACACUGUCAAUAUCAUGACUGAUCAAUAUGUGUAUAAUUUCACUUACAAUGUAAACUCAUUCUACGGAAAACUGAUCUCUAUCGACGAUGAUGUAGGUAACAAGAUCAAAAUUACCCUUGACCGAGAAACAUUGGCCAGGGAGAUUAUUUCACCUGACACUUCAAGGUGUGACUUGGAAAUGAACAACAUUCGGAAGCUACACAGUUUCCGUGCCAAUAACUGGACAGCCUCUUUCACCUAUUCCGAGAGUACAGAGCUUCUCAUGUCAAAAUACCUAUCAGAUGGGAAGGCCUACUCAUACAGCUACGACAACCGAGGACGCCUUCUGGAGGUCCGGCAACCAACAGGGGAGAUAACCACUCUAGCAACGGACGUCAACACCACAGGUUCCAUCGUCCGCAUCACCACUGAUAACAGUGAUGCGGUUGCUAUGGCUACAUAUGGCAGUGUGCAGUCAGUUAUGCAUGUUAUGACAGAAUCUGGAAAUGCAGAAACCAAGGUUACAUAUUUACCAGAUGGCGCUGUGGUGGUUGUGUUCCCUAGCAACCUGUCCAUCUCCAUAGAGUCAGGCGGUCAUCCAAUACUAGCCAAUGAAUACAGAAUGCAUUUCAAACGAAAAGUCAUUGCACCUAAUAAACUUGUACAUAAGCUUGAGUGGCGUUACUAUCUGCGGCGCAAAGGUCGCACAAGGCAAAGUAAGGUGAUCGAAAGGAUCGGGCAUCGUAUGAGGGUAGGAGCUCCUUUCUCCUCAAGGCAUGCCAGAAUGCAUGACUCGCAUGAUGGAGAUGAAGGAUCAUACAAAGGAAAAGCCCUUCUGAUCAAUGGCGAAAAUCUGCUGACAGUUGAAUAUGAUCGGGAAACCCACACGGAAAACAUCAUGGGGAAAAAUCUUGUCAAAAUAAUGUCGAUUUUGUAUGAUGGAUCUGGGCAGCCCACCCACAUACGACCAAAUAAUCGCCAUCAUGGCAUGAAUAUCACAUACAGCAAAGAAGGGCGAAUAACUCAUUGGCAGUAUGGAGAGAUACGAGAAGAUCUGAUAUAUGAUGAUGAUGGUCUCUUGCGAGAGAAGUCUUCAUCCAGUGGGGGUGCUCAGUACAGAUUUAGCUACCGUGUUGGAAAAGUGCCGACAGACAUUAUCUUGCCCAAUGGAUUGCAGUAUAUGAUGCAGUACGACUCACAGGGAUAUCUGAUACGUGUCCGAACUCCAGGGCUCGGAGAGCAUUUCUUCACACGCGUCAUGUCAGCAGGGAUUCAGAGAUUCCUAUAUCGAGUCCCUGAGCUAGCCUUCCCCUACACGGAAGAGUAUGAUGGAAAUGGAAAGCUACUUCAAAUUAUCUAUCCUAGUGAGAGACGACGAAUCAUCUACCGAUACAACAAAUUUGCCCAGCUGAAUAAAAUCAUGUUCGAUGAGACAGAAAUUAACAUGGAGUAUGACCCACAAGUUUCAAAGGUCUCAGCUUCUGAGGUACUCAGUGGACCGUAUGAUUGUCGUGAGAGUUACUCGUAUACUGCUUCUCUUGUCAAAGACUAUACUGUAGAAUUCGCAAGAGAUCGGCGCCUACUCGGAGUGAAAUUUUCAUAUACCUACGAUAAGAACUUUAGAUUGAAAACAAUCAAUGGACAUUUCCGUGAGAAUUUGACAAGUGAUUCUGACAUGUCAUACGAUGAGGAAACUGGUAAACUCCGAACGCUGAAAUCCCUUUCUAUGAACUGGCCUUUGUUUGACAUAGAAAAGAUAUCUGGCAACAAUGUGACGUUUAAUCGUGAGUACGACAGCUAUGGCCGAUUGUCUAGUGUUGUCUAUAGAUUCGGAGAACAGGAACACUUCUCUCUACAGAUCGGGUAUGACCUUGAGAACCGUAUCCAUCACUGGAACUGUCUGAUUGCACAGGCUACAACCAGGAACUUACAAUAUGUAUACGAUAUUAACGGCAAUGUGAUUGAUGUACUCUUGAAUGGCCAGCCAACAUGGCGUUAUGGAUAUGACAACAAUGGGAACAUAAACAAGAUCACAGAGUAUGGACGAACCAGAAACCUGGAAUAUGACAUUGGUGAUCGAAUUUCAAAAUCUGGCUCAAAACGUUUCCGAUUUGAUAAAGAUGGUUUCAUGGUACAGCGACAUGAUCAACAUGUUGGGUUUAAUUCAAACGGUCAGUUGAUAUCAGUUUUCAAGAUGGGAGAGUACCGUUACUUCUAUUUCUAUGAUGCCCAGGGUAGAUUAGUCAUUGAGGAAGAUGGAAGUGGUAAUGUUAAUCAAUUUUAUUACGGUGAUGUCACCCAACCGCAAAGAGUAACACAUACCUUCAACCAGAGUUCUGGGGACCUGACUCAGUAUCUGUAUGAUUCAAAGGGGCAGUUACUGGCCUUGGAGCGUCAAAACACACUCUAUUACAUCGCAACAGAUCCAAUGGGAACUCCGUUGGCUGUCCUCAACACUCAUGGACUCAUAGUAAAACAACGUAGGUAUGACCCACUUGGACAACUGGAGUCGGACACAAAUCCAAACUUUGACGUUUGUUUUGGAUUCCAGGGGGGUUUAUAUAACCCUAUGACACAGCUUGUUCUGUUUGGAAAGCGGGUGUAUGAUACAGAAAAUGGACAUUGGAUCUCACCCGAUUAUUCCAGCCUGCUGAGAGACUUGAAUAAGAUUCCAGCUUCACCUAUGAUCACCAAUAACUACCAGUAUCACUACCCAAUAAACAUCCACACUCGUCAGAAGAAGUUCCCUAUGCUUGCCAUCACAGACUGGCUUCUGAUGCUGGGAUAUGACUUGCGGAGUCUUGCACCAGAUAUAUCCUACACGGGAGAUAUUCGUCCAGAAUCACAUGAUGCUAGCCGCCGUCUUCUGCCCAUGUCUUCUGCUUUCGAGUGUACAUUCCUACGAGACAUGGACAGUCUACUCACAAUGACCACUGUUCCUAAGUCCAAAGUUUCUCCAUUGCUUGGUCACUUCGACCUUCAGCCAACCCCUAGACCCUUUAUGCUUGGAUCAAAAGUGACCUUGUCAUUUGUGAAGGGCAAAGCUGUGAUUCAUAUGGCCAAAAACACGCCAAAAUGGGCUAAACAACUGGCCGAGGUUUUGGUGAAUGGGUCAGAGGUCGUAGACCUUAGAUACAGUAUCCAUGGUAAAGAUAUUCACUACUUUAUAAAGACGGACGCCUCCAGAGCAGAGGAGGACCUGCGAUCGCUUGAUAUACACAGCACGUUUGUGCAGUAUGAGAAUUCCAUGAACAUCACUGUGAACCGGAUACAGCACAGUGAACGUUUCAGACUUAGUCCACAUGCAGAGGUGGACAUUCGUAUCCACGGGGUGGACUCUGUGAUAAAUAUUCGAUAUGGGACAACAUUUGAGAGAGAACGCCAGAGGAUUCUUAGCCAUGCUAAAGAGCGUGCUGUUUUACAUGCAUGGGAGAGGGAAAAGUGGGUGUUACAAAAUGGGCUGACCACACAAUAUCGGUGGUCAGACAUGGAGAGACAACAGAUACUGACCAGCGGCUAUGCCGAUGGAUAUGAGGGUCAUUACAUACGUAGUCCAGAAUAUUUCCCUGAACUAUCCGACGACUGCAAUAAUAUAAGAUUUACAAAGAGCAGUAGGUAGCGCACAUAGUCUGUCAUAUACCAUCUCUACCAUAAUGGCUCAUCGCUCUAAUGAUAAUAGUACUUACUUUAUUGAACAAGAUUUUAUUUUUUUUAUUUUUUUUUUCUUUGAGAAAGAAAUCAAAUGUGUCCCCGUGUAUUAAUUAAUGUGUUCAUGCACAACACGUGAGGAUCCCUGGAAUCAUCGUGUUUAGUUUGGUGCUUACCUGUGCUGCACAAAGCAUGAUGAUGAUGUGCUAGUGCUGAAAUAGUGUUAUGUUGCUCAGUGUUGUACAAGAUGUCUGAGAAAGAUUUUAAAUUGUGAUUCAAAAACUGUUCUUUUAACUAAACUUUACAGUAUGUUGAAAGCUUGAAUACCUACAGAAUGUGAUUCAAGUGUUUCGUUCACCUGUAACUACAGCCACGAUAGGCAGAAGUCUUCAGAUCAUGUAAAUAGGCAAUGCUAAAACUAGAGUGGUAAAGCCCAUACCAUUCAAGAGUAACAGGAACCUGAAUCAUGAAAUAACAAGGUGAAUGGAAUGCUUGAAAUUGUUGGAGAUACUAGAUAAUUACUGCUGAACUAUGGCCUAGCAUGAUGAAGGAAUAUUCAAGUCGGUGGAUAUGUUGCAUUACAGAGGUCAAGGCCUUUAGUGGUCAUGGUAAAGUGUUGCCAUACUAGUCAUACGAGAAUCAAAAAUAAAAAGUACACUUAAUUUAAAUGUUAAAAAUUGAUUUGCUUCUGUCCUGUCCUAGGAACCCUUGACUGACAGGGAUAUCUCCAGUGAUGGGGGGCUCCUGUCUGACAUGGAUAUCUCCUGUGAUGGGGAACCCCUGUCUGGCAGGGAUAUCUCCAGUAAUGGGAAACCCCUGUCUGACAGGGAUAUCUCCAGUGAUUGGGAACCCCUGUCUGACAGGGAUACCUCCAGUGAUGGGAAACCCCUGUCUGACAGGGAUAUCUCCAGUGUCGGGGAAACCCUGUCUUACAGGGAUGACCUCUUGUGAUAGGACAAUAAAAUCUGUACAUAAUGUAUCAUAAGAAAUUAAGAUGUUGGUAAAACAAAGUAUAAACUAGACCUAAGAUACUUCUAGUUGAUUUGUGACAAUGCCAUUCCAAUGUUGUCAGCCAUCUUUGUUUUGACCCUCGUACGUUCAUUAUUCAUUGCAACUGCUUUUUUGUCAGCUCUGAUGUUUUAUCCCAUUGUGAUGUAUGUGUUUAUUUAAAAUCUCAAACUCUGUAACCUUGUAUUACGAGCAUUUGCAAUAUGUUGCAUCAGUCUCGUGUUAAUGCAUAGCAUAUGCCAAAUUUGUUAUUGAAAUAUCGCAAUAUCUUCAUAACAGUAGUUCAGUUAAUGUAUUUUUUUUCUCAUUUCUCAAGAACAGCAUUAUUUAACUUUUUAAAAUCUUUCAAUGAAAGUCAUUCCGAAAUAAAUUUUUUUCUCUUAAAUUAUCAAUAUUUCAUUUUAGAAUCUUAGAGCACAAGUGAAAUUGAGAACAUUUUUAAAAAAAAUAGGUUUAAAGCACAUCUUUCAGUUGAAGUUUAAAAAGAGUCUUUAAUGACAAACUAAAAAUAACUCCAUAUAGGAAAAUUUCAAAUCAUUUCAAAUGAAAUAAAGAUGGUUUGUUCUCUAUCUGAAUGUUACACAAUCAGUAUGUCGUUAAUUUCACAAGAGCUAUGUUGAAUUUUGGAUUUCAUUCGAGCAUUUCAAUUUCAAUCCGCAGUCCCUGAAAUUAGAAAGUGGAAAUCAAGUUCAUUGGUAGGUAACAGAGAGUGUAAUAAGGUCUGAUGUUGCUUUUAUUGAGGACUGCAAUGUAUACAAGUACUCUAAUCGUCCAUGACACACUCAUUAAUCUAUUGAUAUAAUUUGUGACAUAUCACUUAUAGAAUUACUUGUAAGUCAAUCUGCAUUAUUAUAAAUAUCUCAUUUUCAUUGUGCCAAACAUUAGCAUACUGUGCAGUUGCUCAUUUUCACACACAUUUUGAUUUCGCAAAUUUCACAGCCAGAAUUACAAACCACGAGAGACAGAAUGUUAUAAAGUAUUGAGAGAUUUCUCUGCCUUCAUCAAUAAUUACAAUACCAAAAUUUGCUAACUUUUAUAGCCAUGAAAAAGAGUGGCUGCACAGUAGCCAGAGUUCGUUAUAAGUCUUCAGUUCAGUCAUAUAAACAUUGGUGUUCAUUAUAAUGUAGGCUGUAUAUUGACCAGCCAAUUCUUUGGUGUUUUGCUGAACAUGAAACUAGUCCCAAAAUGUGUCAUGUAUAUGGUGUAAAUAUAUGACAGAAUUGUUACCAUAGCAAUAUUGUGCUGUGGUGGUUGUUUACAUGUGGGUCGGACUUGUACAUGUAACAUGUAUGCAUGUAUUGUAUUUUUGGACAGUUGUGUAGGUCUGAUUACAAAUCUUUUGUUGGUGUGCUAGAUAUUUCAAUUUGUGCUUUCCUAUGAUACAAAGAGAAGAAGAAAAGAUCUUAAACCUCAAAGCAAAACACAAUUAUCAAAAAAAUAUAUUUUGAUGAUUCUUUUUUAUUAUUAUUUUUUUCUUGUUGUCCUCAAAUCAAUAUUCCUUGCAAAAAUACAAAUAUGACAAAUGUUAAAUGUAAUACAAUGUUUCAUUUUUCUUGAUAAUUUAGAAAAGACAAAUAUAUCAAAGAAUUUUUUCAAUUAAUUUUCCAUAAACAUACCCAUUCUCAAUGCUCCAGUUAUUGAACCAUUUAACUUGUAUUUAGCUCUAAUCAAAUGACUGCUUACAGGCAUAGUUCAUCAGUAUAUAGAAUAAUCAGUUUAAACAUUUCAACAUAGGAAAACUGAGAAAAUUUUGACUUUGUGUACCAGAUGUCACAAUUGAUGUUCUCCAACGACUAUCACCACACAUUGAUCAGGAUUUAUCAUGUAGCAGAUAUUAACUUGUUUAUAUUAAAUCAUAUUGAUUAAAACAUUCAUGAUGUUUAAGAUAUUCAUGUAUCCACUUGUAAGCUCCGUGAAGCAUAAAAUUUGAAUCAUUGAAGCAUAACAAUAUUAUACGAUGAUAAUUAUGUAGUGCUGUUUUAGUGUUUUACAUUUUUUUUUUUAACUUUCUGUUUUAAUUUAUUUUUAUAAUGUGAUCUUUGAAUACCUUUGUGUACCAGGGGUUGUAGAACUAUAAGAUAGUACUGUCACUCUCUCUGGUUUGGUUACAGUGUGUUCAGCCAUUGUUAACUGUUGUAGGAAACAUUUCUUGUAUGCAUUAAGUUCUGAUUUAUAUGCAGCCCAUUGGAAUGUGAAGUUAAUGACAAAUGAUAUUUGGUAUAUCAAUACUUGCUUUAUUUCAGUUUUUUUCUGCUGUCCUUGUUUCCAGUGAUCAACUGACUUGGCUAUUUGAUAUUGAGCCAAAAAAAAAAAUUUUUUUUUUUUAAAAAACCCAAAAAUACUGAUCAGGGUUAUUUAUUUAAUUCAAUGUGAAUUUGAAUUUUCAUUUUGAAAUCUAGUCAAACUGAGUGCACAAAUGUAAAUUCAUCUCAUUUUGCAUCCUUUUGAUAAAUUAUAGUAUAUAUUGAUCCGUGAAGAAGUUCAGUAAUUGUUAUGAGUUAGAAGGUAUAAUAAUUUUGUACUUAACGUGGAUGGACAGCUCGGUUUCAUUACAACUAUCAUUUAAUCAAGAAUCAUCUUGCAAAAUCAUACAUGAAGAAAAAUGAAGAAAUUGUCACUGUAAUUUUGUAGUAAUCAGUCACUACUGGGAACAAGGGGCAGCAGGUUGAUAAAUGGACAUACCUUUUCUUGUAACAGUAUUAAAUUCCUACCUAUAUGUCGUAUAACAGAGCACCUGCUAACAAUAUCACUAAAUGUUCUUGUCUUAUCAACAUGCCUCCAACAAAGCUGAUAACUGAAGGGUAAAGAAAACAUAGUAUACCUCUAUAUAUGUUGUAGAUGGCAUUUAAUGGCUAUAUUUUAUUUAGAUUUUUAAAAAAUAGGGUAAAGGGAUACUUCUGAUUUUUGAGAAGGGAGGUAACUCCCAAAGAGAAAGGGGAUUCCAUAUGAGGUGUGAAAGUAGAUGAAACAUGUUUUUAGCUCAUUCUUAAUUUCAUUAUAGAUGACAGCUUCAGUGGUGGUCAGGUGUUUUUCUGUUUAUCAUUGGUGCCAUAAUAUAUUUUUUACAGAUACUAAAUCUAGUUUUUGUAGAUACAUGUCCAGCAACUUUUUGUACAAGGAUCUUAUUUCAAAUCCAAACUACAGGAGCCACUGUGAAAGUCUAAUACACUGUUGUAAGGAUACAAUUUUUAACGCGUUUGAAUGCUUUUCCUCUAAACUGGUAUGCUGAGUAAAGCACAGAUCUUAUAACUUUUCUACCUUUGCCUGUUUAAGAUGAAUUCUGAUCAUAUUGAAAACCAGAAAUAUUUUCAGUGUCAUGCAAAGUAGUUGUAAAUUAGAAAAAAGUAAACCUUAAACCAUAUUUUCAAAGAUUUAUUUAAACUUAGCCAAUGUAUUGCAAAUUAAUGAGAAAUAUCAAAAUACUUGUAAUUAGUUAUCUAUGUGUUUACUUUUCCCUUAUUUCUUACAUUUUUUUUUUUUUUAUUAUUUUUUUUUUUAACUUACAGUAUAUAUGCUGCUGUGGCAAUGUGGCAAACAUUAGUCAUGUCUGUUCUACAGACUGACUGCUGUAUCUGUAUACAUACUGGUCGAUCCGUGAGAAUUGUAGGAGUUCAGGCUAUGAUACUGGCUGCAUGUUAGGUUAUCUAUAUAUAUCUAUAUAUAUAUAUGCAAUUGUGUUUUGGAGGUAGGACAUCUGUCCCAGUGUGUAUGGUGAGAGUUAGCUGUCUUGUAUUGAUUUGUCAUUCAUCUCGUACUAGUAAACAACUUAUCAAAAAUAUCUUUAAACACCAUAAAUUUUCUAUUUAAAAUGUAAAGAAGAAAAAUAAAACAAAAAAUAUAAUAUCA
This is a messenger RNA of Ylistrum balloti, 13280 nucleotides long. Its product is annotated as teneurin-m-like. The record is from RefSeq and is a predicted model, not a curated record. Bases 1 to 8397 code for a protein of 2798 amino acids. Gene Ontology annotation, biological process: motor neuron axon guidance. Lineage: Eukaryota; Metazoa; Mollusca; Bivalvia; Pectinida; Pectinidae. The transcript is spliced from 27 exons.